AGCAAAAUAUAUAAGCAGUUUUGCAAGAUAAUAAUUAAUUAAGUUGAGAAAACAUGGCCUCCAAAGCUUUCUUGUUCGCAGUGAUCGUGGUUGCGGCAACGGCGGCAGCUCCGGCUUUCGCAGUCGAUUACGUCGUUGGAGAUGACGACGGUUGGAAAUUGAAUGUCAAUUACACUGCAUGGGCUCAAGGGAAAAUGUUCUACGUCGGAGACACCAUCGCUUUCAAGUAUGCGGUGGGAGUGCAUAAUGUGUACAAAGUGAACGGAAGCGCCUUCCGAGAAUGCUGGGUGCCGCCGCCAUCAGAGGCCCUAAGAACGGGAAAUGACAUAAUUAGCCUUGCAACCCCCGGGAGGAAGUGGUACCUUUGCGGCGUUGGCAAUGGCACCCACUGUGAAAGUGGGAUGAAGCUGGUCAUUACCGUCAUGUCCUAUGCCCCUAUGUCUGCUCCUGCUCCUGCCCCUGCCCCGUUUCCCAUCUACGGAGCUCCCACCAAGAAGCCCAUCACCAUUUGGAGAAACUGGAAACUCAAAUUUCACUUCUAAUCUCAUGCUCUUGUUUUUUACUUUACAUUACAAUAAAGUUCAAAUUUGAAGCCAGGCAGCAUCGUUGAUUGAAUUAGCUAGCUAGGUAUCAGUUGUUGUUAUAAACCAAAUUUCGUUUGUUUGUUUUUUUGUUAAUUUGUCUCGUGCCGUGGAAUUUUACCAGAUGUUUGAGUAGGAGUGAUUCUUCUUGUUUCUAUGAACACUACAAGUCUACAAUGAAAUGGACCAUUCA
Messenger RNA from Salvia miltiorrhiza (redroot sage), 774 nucleotides. RefSeq names its product blue copper protein 1a-like. NCBI's taxonomy places the organism in Eukaryota, Viridiplantae, Streptophyta, Magnoliopsida, Lamiales, Lamiaceae. The transcript is spliced from 2 exons. Gene Ontology annotation, molecular function: electron transfer activity. The record is from RefSeq and is a predicted model, not a curated record. Gene Ontology annotation, cellular component: plasma membrane. Bases 54 to 542 code for a protein of 162 amino acids.